GCACUCCCUCCACAGGCGCCCGGCUUGUUGGGCAUGCAGCCGCCGCCGUCUGUGCCGUAUUUUGGCCCGGCCAGUUUCAUCAGUUGGAACGUCAGGGCCCUCUUUUGCCUCGGCGUGGUCCGCAUGCACCGCAAGCUGGACUACCUCUGCCGCCUGGCCUCCGCCGCCGACGUCGUCAUGAUCCAAGAGGCCCACAGCAACUUGGAGAAGGCCGCCAUCCUGGACGCCCGCGGGCUCGACGUCCUCAACGUUCACAUCGAUCCGAUGCUCAGCCCUGCUGGUGUGCGGCAAGUCUUGUCCCUUGCUUCCUCUGCUCUCGCUGUUGGUCCCCGCUCUCACGCUGUGCUUUGCGGCGACUUCAAUUUUGACAGCCACGUGCGUGAUCGGCUCAACUGUUUGGACGGGCAGUUCUGUGGACGCCCCGGCGCCCAGCAGGCCGCCUUCGAGGAGCUGUUCCCGACCCUCGCGGAGUUCGGCAUCGAUGGCUUCACCCACAGGAACAGCGACGCGGUCUCGUCGUUCAGCCGCCUCGACCUGGCCUACUCCUCGCUCCACCCGACGCUCUGCAUGGACAUGACUUUUAACGCCUCGGUCUUCCAGGCAAUCUCGUCCCCCAACUUCGACCUGUCCGACCACGUGCCCAUUGUGCUCUCCUUCCGUGCCAAGACCGUCGACUCCAGGCAACGGCCGAUUCCCUUGUGGAUCACCCGUCACCCGACCUGGCCGAUCGAGGUGGACAAGAUCGCCAUGCGGCUCGCCGCUCAUGAAGUCAAAGAGCUUGCAGCCCACCACCGCGCUCGCACGUCCGACGAGGAGCUCUGGUGGCUAGUUCGUGCACUCCGUGCCAUCCGCGCCGACAACCCCGAGGUCCUGGACAAGUGCUGCAAGGUCGUUGAAUCCAUCACCACCCUCCUGGACACCGAGCCUGCUGACCUGACCCUCUUGUUGGACCACGUUGCCCAGUUGUCGCGUCGGACUGCCGAGGAGCGCCUACGGGAUGUUGGAGCUGCCCGUGACCUGCCAGAGUACGCCCGUCGUCAACAAACUGCCCGCCUCGCUCGGCUUGUUCGCACUUGGGCCCCUAUCCGACGAACGUUAAGUCUUCGGGGCGUUCGAGACAGCGACGGCCAGUUUGUCCACGACGAGGACGAAGUCUUCCUGGCUGUCGCCGAGCACUGGCAGCCGGUAUUUGCCGAGAAGCAGAUCGAUGCCGCGGCGGCGACCACCUUCAUCGACCUCUGGGCCAGACGCUUCCCGACCAUCGCGUGGGCCCUCACCUUCGACGACUUCUGUGACAUGAUACGACGGACGAGCGACAGCGGCUGUGGGCCCGACGGCAUCCCCUACUCCGCUUGGAAGUUUGCCUCCUCGCCGGUUCAGCGGAUGGCUGAACCCACGGACCACACCAUGGGCAUGUACCGCCACCCGAAGAACUUGAGGCCGUUGUCUUUGUCGAACACCGACGUGAAGCUCCUCGCACUGUCCCUGAACGCCGUUGUCUCGCCGGCACUCCCUGCGUGGGCGCGCCCUGAGCAGCGAGGCUUCAUCAACGACCGCAUGAUCAUCCAGAACGUCCUGGACGUCGAGGAAUUGUACCGGGACAACGACCACUUCUGGUACUUCAAGGGCAUCGAGCGGUUCUUCUUCACCGCCCGCUCUGGCAUCAAUCAAGGCUGCCCCUUCAGCGCGGCCCUCUUUGUCCUCGCCAUGGACCCCUUCGUUGCGGCCUUGUCGGGUGCCGUCGGCCCCCGCGGCUACCUCCGGGUGUACGCCGACGACAUCGCGAUCGUCAUGUGGCAGCUUGUCGCGCAGAUCAGACGCGACGAAUGUGUCAUCGUGCCGCUUUGGAACCGCAAUCUCGUACGAGUUCGCACCGUGGUCAUGGAGAGGGUCGCCUUCUGGUCGUCCUUAACCAUCUCCUUGGCUGCCAAGUAUUUCGGCUUUUCUAUAGGUCCUGACUCCCGCCGGCUCGAAUGGCCCACGGCGAUUGCCAAGUUCUGGUCACGGGCGACCGACCUCCUGCGGGUCACGGAGGGCCUCCCCGCCACGAUGACCCUGCACAACACUCAGGGGUGCCCCAUCCUUUACUACCAGGUACGGCACAUGCCGCAGGCCCUCUUCCAGCUCCAGGACGACAUGGUCGAGCUCCUCACUCGUGGCCCUCGUUGCUGGGUGCCGGUCGAGGCCGCCUACUCCUUCGACUCGCUAUUCCGGUGCGCCAACCGCCUUAUGCGGCUCCGCUACAUGAUUUGGCCAUCAAGUCCCACACCAGGGCCUCCCCGAAGAUUGACAGGCGUCUUCGCCAUGAUCUUCAGGCACUCCGUUGGCACGACGAUCAAUCUCUGUGGCCUUGGGCUAGAGAUUGGCAUGGACGGUCCGCGGUACAGAUGCCGAGUGGUCAAAGCCCUUCUCGGUCACUGCCUCGGUGCGGCCCACCGGGACUUUCUUGACUUCCUGGGGCUUCACACCGAUUUCGGGGUCUUCGCACGGCAGGCGCUCGGACGCCAUGCGACCAAGGCGGUUGUAGAGGCCACCCGGCUCAAUCCGGGCAUUGCUGCUCGGUAUUCCGCCCCUGCACGUGUCCGGGCCGACUUGCAGACCCACGCGCGCCUCGCAAAGAAGCCUCUGACCUACAAGAUCCCGACGGCCCGAGCCUGCUUGUCCAUGGCGACUCUUGGCCUGGACGCAGCGUGG
Prorocentrum cordatum is the source of this 2694-nucleotide messenger RNA. The record is from the annotation of a GenBank genome assembly. NCBI's taxonomy places the organism in Eukaryota, Dinophyceae, Prorocentrales, Prorocentraceae.